Rhinichthys klamathensis goyatoka is the source of this 1343-nucleotide messenger RNA. RefSeq names its product oxoglutarate (alpha-ketoglutarate) receptor 1a, tandem duplicate 1 (gene oxgr1a.1). Gene Ontology annotation, biological process: G protein-coupled receptor signaling pathway. Bases 116 to 1138 code for a protein of 340 amino acids. Gene Ontology annotation, molecular function: G protein-coupled receptor activity. The record is from RefSeq and is a predicted model, not a curated record. Gene Ontology annotation, cellular component: plasma membrane. NCBI's taxonomy places the organism in Eukaryota, Metazoa, Chordata, Actinopteri, Cypriniformes, Leuciscidae. The transcript is spliced from 2 exons.
AGCUGUUCAUCAGAAGAGGGAGGAUCAGCUCAGGGGUUUAAACUCAUGAUCACCACAGUUCGUUUCUCUGAGGAACCAGCGGCUGGAUGAGGAGCAUCAGACCACAUUAACAACUAUGGCGAACCACGUUUACUACGGCUCGAGUAACAGCUCAAGUGACAACUGCACCGAAGUGGACAAUCUCAUGAAGCGCUAUUACCUGCCCGCCACAUACGGUGCGAUCUUCAUCGUGGGCGCUGUGGGAAACAUCAUAGCUCUGCUGGUCUACGUGCUCAAAGUUCGUCCCUGGAAGAGCAGCACCAUCAUUAUGGUGAACCUCGUCAUUACUGACCUUCUCUUUAUGGCCAGCUUGCCCUUCUUGAUCUACUACUAUGUCCUCAAUGACACCUGGACGCUGGGGGUCACCAUGUGCCGCUUUGCGCGAUUCAUGUUCCACUUCAACCUCUAUGGCAGCAUCCUCUUCCUCACCUGUCUGGCCAUCUUCCGGUACGUGGCGAUUGUGCAUCCGUUGCACAUGCAGAGCAUCAAGCAGAAGCGAUGGGGCGUGUUGGCUUGCGUCUUGGUUUGGGUCGUGACAAUAGGCGAGUUAAGUCCGAUUUUUAACAUGUUUGACACAGUUCCAACGGACAAUAAGACAUACUGCUUGGACUUUGCAAGCAACAACUCAACAAUCGUCUGGCCAUAUAGUUGGGCUUUGACUGUCCUGGGAUAUUUGCUUCCUCUGGUCGUGGUCUGUCUUUGCUAUUGGCGCAUCAUUAGAGUGCUAAAGAAGGGUCCUCAUAUGGGAAGCAAGAGACGAGUUAAAGCAAGGCGACUCAUCGCGUUGAUAUUGACGUGCUUUGUUGUUUGCUUUCUUCCCUUUCACGUGCUACGAGCUCUGAGAAUACACACGAAACUCACUCCGGAAACCCACUGCAUGCUCGACCGUGGCGUUCACGCCUCCUACAUUAUUUCGAGGCCGAUCGCUGUAAUCAACGUCAUUUUCAACCUGCUGCUCUACACGUUGUCGAGGGACUUUAAGCAGGCCUUCAUGGAUCUGUUUAAAUGUGACCAGCUUAUGUCGAAGACUAAGAAGAUCAUUAAAGUGGCUGUGAUCAACAAACCUACGACCAAUACCACAUGUGAGCAAAGCAGCUGAAACUCAAGCCACUGUUUCAGUCUUACGAGCCACAGUCAAUGUCACUGUGAAAUAACCAAUAUAUGAAGGGAUACUCCACCUAAAAAUGAACGUUCGGUCAUCAUUUACUCACUCUUAUGUCUUUCCAAACCUGUAUGACUUUCUUACGUUUGUGGAAUAUAAUUAUGAUACUGAAAUAUCUGAAACACUUCCAAUACUCAUUUUC